Beta vulgaris subsp. vulgaris (sugar beet) is the source of this 939-nucleotide messenger RNA. Its product is annotated as 14 kDa zinc-binding protein. Gene Ontology annotation, cellular component: cytoplasm. The record is from RefSeq and is a predicted model, not a curated record. Lineage: Eukaryota; Viridiplantae; Streptophyta; Magnoliopsida; Caryophyllales; Amaranthaceae. Bases 163 to 717 code for a protein of 184 amino acids. Gene Ontology annotation, molecular function: adenylylsulfatase activity. Gene Ontology annotation, biological process: purine ribonucleotide metabolic process; sulfur compound metabolic process. The transcript has 6 exons.
CCAAUUUAUUGUAAAAAUGGUUUUGUACAAAACCAAAAAACCCCUUUCUUUUUCACUCUUUUUGUCCCUUGCAAAGUGUUAUGGUGCUGCAUAUGAACCAGUGACACUCCUUCAACCUCUGACCUCUCUCAUCAUCUGUUCUUCAGAAAAUUUCCCAGAGCAAUGUCAGCUAUUCUAUCUCCGGUUCGAUUAUGUCAAAAUCCCAUCAGAACCCGGUUAUUUUCCGGUUAUUUUGGGUCCCACAUGAACCGGAUUUUACCGAGUUUGACUCGGUUUGUUAGUGGUUCAGGUCCGAGUCUGACUCGGAUAGCCGCAUAUUCAACGAGCUCGGAAAAGGAAGCUGCUUUAGCUGCUGCUUCCACUCCCUCUGAUUCUCCUACAAUAUUUGACAAGAUUCUUAGCAAGGAAAUUCCAGCAAAUGUAGUUUAUGAGGAUGAGAAGGUUCUUGCUUUCCGGGACAUCAAUCCACAAGCUCCAGUACACAUCUUGAUCAUUCCCAAGGUUAAGGAUGGUUUAAGCAGACUCGCCAAGGCAGAGGAAAGACACUUCGAUAUCCUUGGUCGCUUACUUUACACUGCAAAGGUUAUUGCUAAACAGGAAGGCCUUGAAGAUGGUUACAGGAUUGUCAUUAAUGAUGGACCCAAAGGAUGUCAAUCUGUUUAUCACAUCCAUGUUCACCUUCUCGGAGGACGCCAAAUGGAGUGGCCUGCUGGCUGAAUGAACGCAUACGCGAGCUUCUGUUAAGAUGAAUGAUAUGGCGCAAAUCAGUGAAAUCUUGUAUUUUUUUUUUUUUUCCUUUUUGGUGCUCAGUGAAAUGUCGUAUUCUGGAUGAUGGAGAAAUACCUAGUUUAUUGUAGAUAGAACCCAGAAUUGCAAAUCGUUGAGUGUACUUGCUUACAUAUAAUUCUGGUAACUAGUAACUCCUGAUCUUUCUGUUAA